Messenger RNA from Cylas formicarius (sweet potato weevil), 3343 nucleotides. RefSeq names its product protein patched homolog 3-like. The transcript is spliced from 16 exons. The record is from RefSeq and is a predicted model, not a curated record. The coding region runs from base 537 to 3266 and encodes 909 amino acids. NCBI's taxonomy places the organism in Eukaryota, Metazoa, Arthropoda, Insecta, Coleoptera, Brentidae. Gene Ontology annotation, cellular component: membrane.
AGGAAUUUGAGUAACCAUAUCGAUGUAUUUAUGAACGAUUUUUAAGAAUUACGGUAUAAUCUGAUGUUUGGCAUCGAAAGUCCGAAGUUCAUGUGUGAGAACCUGUAAAAAUUUGGAAGCAAACAAGCAAACGGUCUUCGGUGGGAACCGUCUAAUUCUGAGAAUAUGUUGGCGGUAUUGUAGGGUUUAAUUAAGCCAUAAUUGGCAAUGAACCAAUGUUGACAACUUAAAUAACUAGUAGCUUACGAUAAUUAAAACCGUACUCCUCCGCUCUUAUUUAAUAACUCGUUGACCUUGUUUUGAUUUAAUUACAAAAUAAAUUGCAACAAAGAAUUUUUUAUCGGGCAAUUUCGUUGAACAAAGACAGAUAUAUAUUCAAAACCGUGAGGUUAUGUAAAUGAUCAAUGUUUUAUCGGUUGCUUACAUUUUUUAAAAAUCAUUUAAAAUGGUUGAAUUAGAUUAUUUCGUUUUCAGAUAGUGAAAUAGUGAAAUAAUAGUGUACUAUAACUAUGUAAUAUUCGCUUGGAACACGCAAAAUGGGUGCUAGUGAUUAUAUAAAUUUCAAAAUACUUUCGAGAUUUAAGUAUCUGAUUGUUAUUAACACUGAAUUAUUUUUCUACAAAUUAGGAAUCACGAUUGCCCGCAAACCAGGCUUAACAAUAAUUCUUUGUUGGGUAUUGGUAUUUUUAAGCGUUUUUGGAUUUUUUGGAUUUAGACAAGAAAAAAAUCCCUUAAAAUUGUGGGUACCACCUCACACGACGUUCAUAAGAGAUUCGGAAUGGCUGUUAAAAACAUUUCAAAGAGGCUUUACAGACGAGGCGAUCAUGUUAGUUUCUGACGAUGUACUUACUCCUAAAAUAGUGAAACAGUUGUUGCAAAUACACAGCCUGAUUGAAGAUAUAAAAACGCAGGGCAACAUAACAUUAAACGAUGUUUGUUUCAAAAUUCCUAAACCAAACAAAGCUAUGCUUCAAUUUAUGACGGCAGGUGAGCAAGAAAUGGAUCCGAGUACAGAAAUGAACGCUGCAUUCUACUGUAGUUUUAUAGAAAUGAUGAAGACCGAGUGUUAUACAAAAACUAUAUUAGAAUUAUGGGAUUUCAACGUAACAAAAAUUAAUCGGCUUACCAAAGAUGACAUAUUAAAUGCAAUAAAUUCAAACGAUGAAAGAAAUAUUUUUGGCAAUUUAAAAAACUAUGAGAAUUUAUUAGGCGGUAUUACGAAAAACGAAUCUGGUCAUAUUGUUAAAGCCACUGCGAUUCAAAACUACUGGUUGCUUAAUGUCAACUUCUCUGCUAUUGAUAUGAAUAAAGCCGGCAAUAUGGCUGGUACGGGAGAGUGGGCUUCAGAAGAAGCAGGAGAAUGGGAAAAUGAAUUUCUGAAUGUAGUUCAGAAUGUUUCAAAUCAUGAUCAGAACUUUUAUUAUUAUGCCGGACGAAGCUUUGGAGAUAUAAGCAAACAAACACUAUUCCAAGACAUUGAUAAAUUGUGUUUGGGCAUCUUUGUAAUGGUAGUGUAUGUCCAGUUGGUUAUAUCAAAAUUUAAUUGGCUCGAAGCUAGGAUUGUUUUAGGUUUUUUUGGACUUCUUACUAUAGGGAUGGGUUACCUUGUAUCGGUUGGUUUGUGUUCUAUGUUUGGAGUGUUCUAUGGACCUGUGCAUCUGUCUUUACCAUUUUUGUUAAUGGGGCUCGGUGUCGACGACAUGCUGGUAAUUCUGACCUGUUGGGAUGAGUUGCAUGAUGAUGAAAAACAUUUAUCACUGCCGGAAAAGGUGGGAUUGAUGCUAAAACAUGCGGGAGUAUCAAUAACUAUUACAUCAUUCACCGAUGUAAUUGCUUUUAUUAUUGGUUCCUCAACAAUUUUACCCUGUCUGCAAUCAUUUUGUAUAUAUGCUGCAUUUGGAGUAUUUGCGAUUUUUGUAUUUUCUGUUACGUUUUUCACUGCCUGCUUCGUGUUGGACGAAAAACGGAUUCAAAUGAAAAGAAAUGGGAUCGUGCCCUGCAUUACUCACAAAAAUUUCAAACCCACUGAAUGUAGUCAAAGAAAAAUAACAAGUAGGGUCUUUCAUUGUAUUUACUCGAAGGCAAUUUUGACUACUCCCGGAAAAAUCAUAGUAAUUCUGAUCGCAAUAUCUUGUGCGGCAUUUAGUAUAGAAAGCGCGUUGAGGUUAGAACAAAGAUUCGAUCCUAAAUGGUUUUUGCCCGACGACAGUCACUUGGCGCAAUUCAUAAAAGUAACAGAAGCUUAUUAUCCAGAAAAUGGAUUUACCGCUGGAAUGUACAUGGGAGCAAUAAAUUACACUAAUGAGUUUAUUAAAAUUACGGCGGCCGUUGAAAGACUAGAAAACAUGACCGAUAUUACAAGUGAUGUUGUGUCCUGGCUCAGACCUUUCCGAAAUUAUAUACUGGUUAAUUUUAAAUGCGAUAUUUACGAGGAGACUCUAGACGAGGAUCGAUUUAACAUAUUCCUGUCGAAAUUUCUGCACAGCCCGAAAAACGCAAAGUUUCAAGCGAAUUUUGUGUUUGAUUCGGCCCUAGAAUGUGGGGCACCGGCACCAAAAAUUAAGAUGUCCACUAUAGAUUUUAGAUUCAAGAGAUUUCCUGAACCCGAGCAACAAAUUAAAGCAAUGCACAGAGUCAGGGACAUCGCUGAAAAUAUAGAGUUUACGACAGGCGACAGGUUUGCGACCGUAUGGUCCAAAUUCUUUGCAACCUGGAUCACCGAUGAAUUAAUUGAUAUCGAAGUAGCUAGAAAUUUGGAACUGGCUCUAAUCUGCGUGAUGGCAUGCACUAUACUAUUAAUUGCCGAUUGGCAGACAUGCUUCUGGAUAUUUAUAUGCGUGUUAAUUACAAUGGUAAACGUAUGCGGUUUCAUGCAAAAAUGGGGUUUAACAAUUGACCUGGUUUCAUGCAUCGGAUUGGAAUUAGCUAUAGGAUUAUGUGUGGAUUACGCAACUCAUAUUGGCCACACGUUUUUAACUAUGCGUGAGGGUUCGAGACAAGAACGUUCACUGAAAACCGUGAGUUCUAUUGGCUUAGCGGUGGUAUGUGGGGGUCUUUCAACAUUUAUUGGAGUAUUUAUGAUGAGCCAAUCUGAAGCAUACACUUUUCAGACAUUUUUCAAGAUAUUCUUCCUAGUCAUUAUAUUUGGUUUAUUUCAUGGUGUAGUGUUUUUUCCUGUGAUAUUAAGCUGGAUAGGUCCAAAACCUUAUGAGGAAUCCCAACCCAUUCCUCAAAACGACCCCGACGAGGAACUUGCCGAUAUUUAAAGUAGUGAUAAUUACGUAUUAUUAUUGGUGAUGAUUAAAACUGUAAUGUGAUUUUGUAAAUUGUUGAAAAGGAUAUU